UUAUCGCGAACUCUCAGACCGGAAGUGAUGCAGCAGCAGCAUCAGCAGCAUCAGCAGCACCAGCUUGCCUGUGGUGCGAAGAUGGCGGCUUACAGAUACUCGCGGCCCCCGCUGCUCGCUCCGCUGCUGCUGACGUGCGUGUGUCUCUGCGGCCUCGGCUCCGUCCUCGGCUCCAAGCCCGCCGGAGUCCCGGCGGAGCUCCCCGACCCGCCCGGCCUCAGAGCCGCGGACCCCGCGGGGAAGGAUGCACCUGCUCCCGCCGCCGCCGCCGCCGCUGCCGCUGCGGUCGUUGGGGCCUCUCAGCCUCGAAGGGCGACCGGCUGGAAGCUGUCGGAGGAGGCGGCCUGCCGGGAGGACAUGUCCCGCUUCUGUCCCAAGCACACCUGGACCAACAACCUGGCCGUGCUGGAGUGCCUGCAGGACCGCAGAGAGGAAUCUGAGCUCGCUCCUGACUGUAACCACCUGCUGUGGAACUAUAAACUCAACCUGACCACGGACCCAAAGUUCGAGUCGGUGGCCACGGAGGUCUGCAAGAGCUCCAUCGCCGAGAUAAAGGAGUGCAACGAGGAGGAGCGGGGGAGGGGCUACCUGGUGUCCUGCCUGGUGGACCACCGCGCCAACGUCAGCGAUUACCAGUGCAACCAGUACGUCACCAAGAUGACCAGCAUCGUCUUCAGCGACUACCGGCUCAUCUGCGGCUUCAUGGACAAGUGCAGAGACGACAUCAACCGGCUGCGCUGCGGCAGCGUCAACGUGGGACACAAGGACGUCCACUCCCAGGGGGAGGUCAUCUCCUGCCUGGAGAAGGCGCUGGUAAAGGAGGCGGAGCAGCAGGAUCGCUCUCGUCCAAUCAGAGAGGAGUGUCAGAAGGCCAUCCUGCGGGUGGCAGAGCUGUCAUCGGACGACUUUCACCUCGACCGACAUCUGUUCUUCUCCUGCAGAGACGACCGCGAGAGGUUCUGUCAGAACACUCAGGCCGGAGAAGGAAAAGUCUACAAGUGUUUGUUCAAUCACAAGUUCGAGGAGGCCAUGUCAGAAAAGUGCCGCGACGCUCUGACCACCCGUCAGAAGCUCAUCUCCCAGGACUACAGAGUCAGUUACUCGCUGGCCAAAGCCUGCAAGACGGACCUGAGGAAGCAGCGCUGCAGCCUGGACACCAACCUGCCGCGGGCCCGCGAGGCCCGGCUGUCCUACCUGCUGCUGUGCCUGGAGGCCGCCGUGCACCGCGGUCGCCCGGUCAGCGGCGAGUGUCAGGGCGAGAUGCUGGACUACAGGCGGAUGCUGAUGGAGGACUUCUCCCUGAGCCCGGAGAUCGUGCUGCACUGCCGGGCGGAGAUCGAGGGCCACUGCUCGGGCCUCCACCGCAAGGGCCGCACGCUGCACUGUCUGAUGAGGAUCGGACGCGGCGACCGCAGCGCCACCGUGGACGGCGUCUGCCAGAGCGCCCUUCAGACUUUGAUCCAAUCCGUCGACCCCGGAGCCGACUACCGGAUCGACCGGGCCCUCAACGAGGCCUGCGAGUCCGUCAUCCAGACCGCCUGCAAGCACAUCCACAACGGAGACCCCAUGAUCCUGUCGUGCCUGAUGGAGCACCUGUACACAGAGAAGAUGGUGGAGGACUGUGAACACCGCCUGUUGGAGCUGCAGUAUUUUAUUUCCAGAGACUGGAAAUUGGACCCCGUGCUGUACAGGAAGUGUCAGGGUGACGCCGCCCGCCUCUGCCACACACACGGCUGGAACGAGACCAGCGAGCUGAUGCCGCCGGGCGCCGUCUUCUCCUGCCUGUACCGCCACGCCUACCGCAGCGAGGAGCAGGGCCGCCGGUUAUCUCGGGACUGUAAGGUGGAGGUUCAGAGGAUUCUCCACCAGAGGGCGCUGGAUGUGAAGUUGGACCCAAAGCUGCAGAAACUCUGCAUGACCGACCUCGGGAAGUGGUGCAGCGAGAAGACGGACGCUGGACAGGAGCUCGAGUGUCUCCAGGACCACCUGGAGGACCUGGUCUCCGCCUGCAGGGAGGUCGUGGGCAACCUGACCGAGCUGGAGUCAGAGGACAUCCAGAUCGACGCUCUGCUCAUCCGAGCCUGCGAAGCCGUCACUCAGGCCCACUGCCAUGACGUAGCUGACAUCCAGAUCGAUACCGGGGACCUGAUGGAGUGUUUGGUUCAGAACAAACAUCAGAAGGAGAUGAACGACAAGUGUUCGGUCGGCGUCACCCACUUCCAGCUGGUCCAGAUGAAGGACUUCCGCUUCUCUUAUAAGUUCAAGAUGGCCUGCAAGGAGGACGUUCUCCGCCUGUGUCCAAACAUCAAGAAAAAGGUGGACGUGGUCAUCUGCCUAAGCACCACAGUGAAGAACGACACGCUGCAGGAGGUCCGAGAGCAGCGUGUUUCACUCAAGUGUCGGAAACAGCUGCGGGUGGAGGAGCUGGAGAUGUCGGAGGACAUCCGGUUGGAGCCGGAGCUCUACGAUCCCUGUAAGUCUGACAUCAGCCGGCUGUGCCCCAACGUGGCCUUCGGCAACGCCCAGAUGAUCGAGUGUCUGAAGGAGCAGAAGAAGCAGCUCAGUCAGCGCUGCCAUCAGAGGAUCUUCAGGCUUCAGGAGGUGGAGAUGACUGACCCUGAACUCGACUACCAGCUGAUGAGAGUCUGCAAGCAGAUGAUCAAGCGUUUCUGCACCGACGCCGACGCCAGGAGCCUCCUGCAGUGCCUGAAGCAGAACAAGAACAGCGAGCUGAUGGAUCCAAAGUGCAAGCAGAUGAUCACCAAGAGGCAGAUCACCCAGAACACGGACUACAGGUUGAACCCCGUGUUGAGCAAAUCGUGUCGAGCCGACAUCCCCAAGUUCUGCCAGUCGAUCCUGAACAAAGUGACGGAGGAGAGCGAGCUGGAGGGUCAGGUGAUCGGCUGCCUGAAGCUCAAGUACGCCGACCAGAGGUUGUCUCCAGACUGCGAGGACCAGAUCAGAGUGAUCCUCCAGGAGUCGGCACUAGAUUACAGACUGGACCCUCAGCUACAGGUGCACUGCACAGAUGAGAUCUCCAGGUUGUGUGCGGAGGAGGCGGCGGCUCAGGAGCAGACGGGUCAGGUGGAGGAAUGUCUGAAAGUCAACCUGCUGAAAAUCAAACAGGAAGCCUGUAAAAAGGAGGUCCUGAACAUGCUGAAGGAGAGCAAGGCCGACAUCUUCGUGGACCCGGUGCUGCACACGGCGUGCGCUCUGGACCUCAAGCACCACUGCGCCGCCAUCACGCCGGGCCGAGGAAGACAGAUGUCGUGUCUGAUGGAGGCGCUGCAGGACAAAAGGGUUCGUCUGCAGCCGGAGUGCAAGAAACGACUUCAAGACCGCAUCGACAUGUGGAGCUACGCCGCAAAGGUGGCGCCGGCGGAGGGCUUCUCGGACCUGGCCGUGCAGGUGAUGACGUCGCCCUCCAAGAACUACAUCCUGCUGAUGAUCGCGCUGAGCGUGUGCGUGCUCUUCCUGGUGGGGCUGCUGUGCGGUCGCAUCACCAAGCAAGUGACGAGAGAACUGAAGGACCGGUAGAGGGCCAGAGACAUGACUCCUCCCACCUCGCUCUGACUCCUCCCCCUCCUGCAAACCAGCCAACGCCAGCAACUACAUGCGGAGCUCCUCAAUUUAUUCUGCUGCAGCCGCUGCUGAAAAUUUGCAUCAAAUGCAAAUCAGAAAAAAAACUCUUCAAAAAUCCUCAUUUGGGCGCAAACUGAUCUUUUCAUUUUAAAACCGCCCUUAGUUCCCGUCCGGAGGAUGUUUGGAGCGGUCGGAUUGGAUCCUUUGUGAGCCUGAGGUCAUGUUUCUUCCCUGCCUGAUAUUUAACUGAAGACUGGAGCAUGAAGAGCAGCAGGACGUCGCUCACAGAAACUCAAACCUUCGGGUUUCAAAUCUUUAUGACGUGCUUGGUAAACCUUUUUCUUUUUUCUCGUCGUCCCAUCCUCGUUCAGCCGUCCACGUCAACAUUUGGGAUUUUUCUGGAUGGUCUUGCCAUGCGCCGCCCCCCCCCCCCCCCCCCCAACACAAUCCGUCAUGUGACACAGAAACUUUUACACCCAAACAACAGUUUCAAAACAGCUGGUUUUCUGUAAAGUUCCUUUAUUUUCAACUUUCAUAGAUGUCAUGCUGUUGCUAACGGUGUUAGCAUGUGAAGCUAAGUUUCAUCACCCCGACUAAAAAUUAAAAGGGGUUUACACUCCUGCAUGAGCACAAAUGGUAAAUAAACUAAAUGAAUCCUAGCUUAGCAUAGAGGCUGGAGUCUGGCACAUAAAGCAGGCUACGCUUCAGGGUGGGGCUCCCUGGUGAUUGACAGGUCUCUCUACCACAUACGUAGCGUAUCCAAGUCACUUCCUGUUCACUGGUUGCAAAAACCAAGAUGGCGCAUCACCAUGACUACGUCCACUUCUCAUACAAGGUCUGUGGUUGAUAGGAGCACUGUUUACUUUGGACAGUCAUGCUAGCGCUCUCCAGUUUCAUGCUAAGCUAAGCUAAUGGCGCCCUUGACUCCGGUCUUUAAAAACCAGCUGCUGCCUUUAAAAAUACAUUUAAAACGGCUUUGGCUGCAGCUCUAUGAUCUGAAAUCAAAGAUGAGAUAUCUCAUAUAUAUAUAAUCUCAUCUCUGAUUAAACAGAUGUGACCCACGUGAGCAGAAACAUCUGUACUGGGUGACUUUAACCAGGCCAAACAGACUUAACACAUUAGUUACAUUAAUUGCAAAAACACAACAAAUAGUUCAAUCAAACAACAAAGGAAAGAAUGUUUGGUUUUUGGAAACUUGGCUAUAAGAUGUUUGUCUUUUACUUUGAUGGACUUUUGAGAAAUAAGCAUGUUUUUUCUCCUACAAGCGAAUUACUUAGUAAAGAAGUGCCAACAUUGUUUUUUUCUGCUUGAAUAUUUAAUUUUGCACUUUAACUCGUGCCACAUCUGCGUUGAGGUGACAUCACAACAAGCCCGUCUCAAUUUGUGAAGAAAAAAAAAACAGAAGCUCAGCUUUUGUUUUUAUUAAACAUUUCACAACGUUUUGGUUAAAAUAAUGUGAAUGAUUUAAAACCUGAGUUAAACCGAUGAAUAGUGUGAAUAAACCCAAUGUUUUCUGCUUAUUUACAAACGUUAAUGGAGCUGAAGAUUUAUUAUUCUGAAAUAUUGGUGAAAACUCUGGUUUUUCAAGCUGAAAGCUGGCAGGAAACAAAGAUGGCCGCCUUCACUGACAGUGGUGUGCUUUUUCCUUUUUACAUAAUAUUACUAUGUGAAACGACGACGUAAGAGAUUUAUCAUUGUGAAGUUUGAUUUCGUUGUACAGAUAUAAAUUUGUCAAUUUAAUAAACCUGUCUGCUGAUUUUUUGUA
Pungitius pungitius (ninespine stickleback) is the source of this 5347-nucleotide messenger RNA. Its product is annotated as Golgi apparatus protein 1-like. Bases 28 to 3537 code for a protein of 1169 amino acids. The record is from RefSeq and is a predicted model, not a curated record. Gene Ontology annotation, cellular component: Golgi membrane. Gene Ontology annotation, molecular function: fibroblast growth factor binding. Lineage: Eukaryota; Metazoa; Chordata; Actinopteri; Perciformes; Gasterosteidae. The transcript has 26 exons.